CCGUUUCUGACAGAUCCUCUUUCAACAGCACCCAGACAUGGCCACCCCCUUGGAGAAAGCCCUGGACACCAUGGUGGUCACCUUCCACAAAUAUUCCCAGAAGGAAGGAGACCAGUUCAAACUCAACAACACGGAACUGAAGGAGCUGCUGAAACAGGAGCUGCCCGGAUUCAUUAGCAAAAAGGACGAAUCCACGUUUCAGAAAAUCCUGAGCAACCUGGAUUCCAACAAAGACAACCAGGUGGAUUUCAAGGAAUACGCCACGUUCCUCGCCUGCAUUGCCAUGGCGUGCAAUGACUUUUUCCACGGAUUCCCGGACAAGGUGCCACGGCAGAAGUGAAGUGUGGAGGGGCAGAGGGGUGGGGGCGUGCGACACGAGCGGGCCAGCGUGCAAGACAGGGCGGGCAGAGUUCACAGGUGUGUGUAAGGUGACUUCCCUCCCCUUGCAGCCUUUGAUUGGUGCCACAGCUUAUCUCUGGCGAAGAGAAUAGCCAGUUUCUUUCUCCUCACACACACAUACACACACACACACACACCAAGAACAAAAUAAAGUUUGCUUUCAAAAAAA
Messenger RNA from Notechis scutatus (mainland tiger snake), 568 nucleotides. NCBI's taxonomy places the organism in Eukaryota, Metazoa, Chordata, Lepidosauria, Squamata, Elapidae. The record is from RefSeq and is a predicted model, not a curated record.